Messenger RNA from Alternaria burnsii, 1251 nucleotides. RefSeq lists its product as uncharacterized. The transcript has a single exon. The record is from RefSeq and is a predicted model, not a curated record. Lineage: Eukaryota; Fungi; Ascomycota; Dothideomycetes; Pleosporales; Pleosporaceae. The coding region runs from base 1 to 1251 and encodes 416 amino acids.
AUGUCUAACAGCACAAUCACCACACUCAUGUCCCGCCGAGGCUGGGUGGGCGGACCAGACGAGAGAGGUACGCUUGAUAUCGUCUGGAGUUGCGUAUCAACUCUGUUCAUCUGCCUUUGGAGUAUGCUACACCUAAAUAUACCCUCCCCAAAAGACACUUUCUGGACUAUCUUCUGGCGCAAGGCGCGUUGGCUCUUACUUGGUGUCCUAGCACCUGAAGUGCCCAUGCUCUUCGCCGCUGGUCAAUGGGCCUCCGCGAAAAGGUCCGUCAAGGCUAUGCGAGAUAUGGGUUUCGACGAAGAGGAAUGGUCGCUUGAGCAUGCCUAUUACGCAGACAGCGGUGGGUUCGAGUUACGGACUGUUGACCGCGAGGCAGUUCCCAUCACCGCCAAACAGGUCCACUAUCUGAUCGAACAUGACAUAAUUACCCUACCAAGAGUCACUAAGAAAGAGAUAUGGGACAAGAGCAAUGCAGACAAGGUCGCCAAAUUUCUUGCCUGUUUCCAAACCGCAUGGUUGACAACACAAACAAUUGCGCGUGCGAUACAACAUCUCGCUAUCACACCGUUGGAGUUAUCAAGCAUCGCGCUGGCGUUGACGUCUCUGACGACACUAUGGUACUGGUUGCAAAAGCCUUUGGAUGUUGAGACACCUACGCUCGUUUAUGUGGAGAAAAGCAUGAAGGAAAUAGUUAGUACUUGCGACGGUGGUGGCGCAGAUCCGUAUACGAACACUCCGCUGGACUUCAUCGAACCAAAUGCGUAUAUCGCGCGCAAAUGGAAUCCGCUCCUCUUCAAAUGGAUACUCAGUCGCAAACUUCAGACCAAACCGAUCGAGCGCAUUCCGAAUGAUCGAGAUCCGCAGCUCUCCAACGUUUACCAACAUCUGUCGCUGGCUGUGGCCACCGCCUCUUUCGCCAGUAUCCAUCUUGCAGGUUGGAACUUCAGUUUCGAAACCGACUGGGAAGCAUGGCUUUGGCGUGGCAAUUGCUUAGUGAUGUGGGGUCUUCUAGCUACAUAUGGGACGACAGAAGUUGUGGCCUGCUGCAACGAAAGAUUCCAAAAGCUAGGCAUGGAUACAAUGGGAGGUUACAAGAUGCGAUGGCCUGCAUGCCUCUGGUUUAUCAUACCCGCGUCGCUGUAUGCAAUGGCUAGACUUGCGUUGUUGUUUGAAGUGCUGUAUAGCAUGCGCAGUCUUCCGUCCGAUGCUUUCGUUGAGGUGAAGUGGUCUUCCUUCAUCCCUCAUAUAUGA